UCUGCCCCCCAAUCCCUCUUUACUUUGCUUCCUUCGCUGGCGGACGGAGCUCAAGUCGUUCUUUAGCUUUUUCAAUUCAACUUAGGGAAUCCUCGUACCUGACAACCCAUUGUCUAAUUUCAGUCAAAUUUGGUGGAAAAAUAAUUAUUAGAAGUUGCACUUGUCGAGUCUGCUUCAAAAUACAGAGGUCCGCAGAAAGGAUACUUUGAGAGGGUCGUUUAAAUGAGAUUGGAGAUGCUCCUGUCUUUGCUGCUGUGUGCCAUCUGUCCGCUCGCCCUACCGUCCUCCUCUACCCCCAGCCAAGCCUCAGAUGACUCCAGACUCCUACAGGUGACCAUCCCUACGACCCCUGUCUUAUCUGCCGUCUUGGGGGGCUCUCUUACCCUACCUUGCCUGGUGUCUCUGUCUUACCCGCCCCCCAACACGAAUGGCCGCCACGCCGUACUCUCCCUACCCAGGGUCAAGUGGAGUGUGCUGUCCCAGGGACACGAGACUGAGAUCCUGGUGGCCCGAGGGGACAGGGUGAAGGUCAGCGAGGACUACAAGGACCGAGCCUCCCUGCUCCAUUACGUCUCCUCCCCAGCCGACCUCACCCUGAGGCUGGAGGGCCUGCAGUACAACGACUCUGGCUUCUACCGCUGUGAGGUGCAGCAGGGCCUGGAGGAUGCCGACGAUGUGGCUCAGGUCAAGGUCAAAGGGGUGGUGUUCCACUACCGGGAUGCUUCCAGUCGCUAUGCCUUUACCUUUGCGCAGGCCCAGGACGCCUGUGAAGAGAUCGGGGCUCACAUCGCCACCCCAGAGCAGCUCUUGGCAGCCUACCACAGUGGCUAUGAGCAGUGUGAUGCGGGCUGGCUCUCAGACCACUCAGUGAGAUAUCCCAUCCAGAUGCCACGAGAGGGGUGUUUUGGAGACAUGGACGGGCAUCCUGGAGUGAGGAACUAUGGGCUGCUGGAACAUGAUGAGCUGUACGAUGUAUACUGUUAUGUGGAGAAUAUAGAGGGGGAAGUGUUCCAUGGCUCUUCCCCUCGAAGUUUCACCCUGUGGGAAGCUAAGGCCUAUUGUCUGGCUCAGGGAGCGGAGCUGGCUACCACAGGUCAGCUGUAUGCAGCCUGGAAUGACGGACUGAACGCCUGCAGCCCGGGGUGGUUGGCUGAUGGGAGUGUACGCUACCCCAUUGUCACUCCCAGGGAGCGUUGUGGCGGAGGGGAGCCUGGGGUCAGGACUGUCUAUCGCCAUUUGAACCAGACAGGCUUUCCAGAGGCACACACUCGCCACGACACUUACUGCUUCCGAGGCAACAGCAACACUCACACCGAAUCUCCCCAUGAUUACCUGGCUACAGAGCCAGAGGACAUCGGCCAGGACAUUGUGACGCUGUCUGAGCCUCUGGAGGAAUUCAGCCUGGGUCAGGUGACAGAGCAGGUGGUGAGCAAAGAAGCUCAGGGCUCCCUGUCUGCCAUCCUUGUUCCAAAGGAGCAGCACGCAUCAGUGCAUAUAGAGGAGCAAGGGGCUGUCCCUGGGGAGCAGUACCCAGAGAAGAGGGCUGUCCCUGGGGAGCAGUACCCAGAGCAGAGGGCUGUCCCUGGAGAGCAGUACCCAGAGCAGAGGGCUGUCCCUGGGGAGCUGUACCCAGAGCAGAGGGCUGUCCCUGGGGAGCAGUACCCAGAGCACAGGGCUGUCCCUGGAGAGCAGUACCCAGAGCAGGGGGCUGUCCCUGGGGAGCAGUACCCAGAGCAGGUGGCUGUCCCUAGGGAGCAGUACCCAGAGCAGGUGGCUGUCCCUGGGGAGCACGGAGAAGAACAGGGGUUUGUUCCUGGAGAACACGGAGCGGAGCAGGGGGCUGUUACUGAGGAGGCAUACACCAAGGAGGAUGGAGAGGAGCAAGGGGCUGUGCCUGGGCAGCACGGAGAGGAACUGGGGGUUGUUCCUGGGGAGCAGUACCCAGACCAGCCUGGAGAGGAGCAGGGGGCCGUCGAUGGCCAGGACCCUACUGUAGUCUAUCACGAGGAGCUACCCUUUCCGAUUGAACCCCAAGACCCAUUCACCCCCACAUCCUUCCCCCAAGACCUGGAGCCCACAGAGGACACCUGGCAGCCGGUGAAAGAUGUCAGCAACCCAGAAACAUAUCAGCCUGCCCCUGAGGGGGCAAAUGUAGACUUAAACUACCCAGUCACACCGUAUGAUGAGCUGAACGCAAACCCAACACUGUAUCCACCUUCUCGCGAGACAAAUUAUGACUCAGGUGAUCUUACAACUGCUCAUAAAGACAACAUUAGUAGCCCCGAUCCCUACCAGCCCUUGUCAGAGUCAAACGUGGAAUCAGGAGAGCUCUCAAUAGAGGGUGUUCCAGGGACUGCUCUGGAGGCCCCCGUGCCCACCACAGGGUAUGAGGAGGUGGACAGGUCCAGUGAUCCACAGCCCAUGCCUGGCACAACCCCUGAGAGUGGUGAGUCUCAGUAUGGUAUUUCAGAGGACAGCCAUCUGCAAACAGGGAUCACCCAGGAGACCGAACACUACACUUUUACCUCUGAGACCGCAGGCUACAAUGUAUCAGGAGUUGAAGCCACUACUAGUCAUGACAGCUCUCCAGAGGAGCAACUGGAAAGUGGGCUGCCCACACCUCCUGAGGAGGACCACUCCGGAGAUGAGCAUGUCAUCCAGGAGCAUGUCACAGACACAGACUCGGUCUACCCAAGCACCUCUUACGACCUCUCAGGAGGGUCCAUCAGGCCUGAGGGAGCCAUCGCUGCAGGUGUUGAGGAGACAUCUGUAUCUUCCACUUCACCUCACGAGGAAACGGAGCUCUUCCCUGACCAGUCCACCACUCAGCCUCCAUACUGGGAGAACACACCUGAAUACCGGCGUACCAACUCUGUGGACCACAGUGCCAGUGUCCUUCUCCCUGAGGAGCAUACCACAUCACUGGACUCAUUGGUCCUCCAGACAGGGGAGAACAGUGGCUCUGCUACUGCUGAGUCAGGAGACCUGGCUACCCUAAGCCCAGUGGAGAUGGACCCCUAUGAACUGACCUCUGAAUAUGCUUUUGACCCCACUCAGGAGCAGUCUGGUGUCACGUCACCCGACUCCUCUACCCUAGAUGAGCAUGUGGAGCAGGAGGCAGGAGGCACAGUGGACUCAUUACCAGAGGUUUCCAUGGGCUCCACUGACCUGGGUUCAGUUCCAACUGACAAAGUCCUCACAGUUACUUAUGACACUGGCUCUAGUGAAGCCUCUGGGAUCCACGAGGGAAUGCUUGACGUUACCCUCUUGACAUCCCCCAAACCUAUUACCUAUUCCCCCCUGACCCAGCAAUCCGUGGAAGCAGAGGCUAGCUCCCCAGGUGACUUCAUAACCUUCAUCCCAGAAUCCAGCGUUCCAUCUGGGUUUAAUCCCCUGGAGGAAGGGCUGGAGAAGGUGGAGCAAGAGGGGUUGGGUGAAAUCCCAGAAGUAGUCGAAACUACUACCCCAGAGACAGCUUUUGGUGAGGAGGGGAGUGGAGAUGAGCAGAAUGGUCAGGAGGUGAGUGGAGAAGAGGAGAGUGGUCAGGAGGUGAGUGGAGACGAGAAGAGUGGUCAGGAGGUGAGUGGAGACAAGGAGAGUGGUCAGGAGGUGAGUGGAGAUGAGGAGAGUGGUCAGGAGGUGAGUGGAGACGAGAAGAGUGGUCAGGAGGUGAGUGGAGAUGAGGAGAAUGGUCAGGAGGUGAGUGGAGAUGAGAAGAAUGGUCAGGAGGUGAGUGGAGACGAGAAGAGUGGUCAGGAGGCGAGUGGAGACGAGCAGAGUGGUCAUGAGGUGAGUGGAGAUGAGGAGAGUGGUCAGGAGGUGAGUGGAGACGAGAAGAGUGGUCAGGAGGGGAGUGGAGACGAGAAGAGUGGUCAGGAGGCGAGUGGAGACGAGGAGAGUGGUCAGGAGGUGAGUGGAGACGAGGAGAGUGGUCAGGAGGUGAGUGGAGAUGAGGAGAGUGGUCAGGAGGUGAGUGGAGACGAGAAGAGUGGUCAGGAGGUGAGUGGAGACGAGAAGAGUGGUCAGGAGGCGAGUGGAGAUGAGGAGAGUGGUCAGGAGGUGAGUGGAGAUGAGGAGAAUGGUCAGGAGGUGAGUGGAGACGAGAAGAGUGGUCAGGAGGUGAGUGGAGACGAGAAGAGUGGUCAGGAGGCGAGUGGAGAUGAGGAGAGUGGUCAGGAGGCGAGUGGAGAUGAGGAGAGUGGUCAGGAGGCGAGUGGAGACGAGAAGAGUGGUCAGGAGGCGAGUGGAGACGAGAAGAGUGGUCAGGAGGCGAGUGGAGACGAGAAGAGUGGUCAGGAGGCGAGUGGAGACGAGAAGAGUGGUCAGGAGGCGAGUGGAGACGAGAAGAGUGGUCAGGAGGCGAGUGGAGACGAGGAGAGUGGUCAGGAGGUGAGUGGAGAUGAGGACAGUGACCAGGAGGUGAGUGGCCAAGAGGGAGUAGAGUCCGGCUCAGGCUUAGGAUCAGGCGAGGAGCACUCUGCAUCUGCUGAAUCUGGAGAAAGCUCACGGAUCCUUGAACCAGAGGUCCCAUACAUGAAUGAAACUGUCACUCCCAUCAAUGGCACAACUGUCAAUAGCACAGAUGAAAGCGAGCCUGAGUCGAGCACAGAUGCGCCCUCUACUGACAUGGAGAUCACGCUGCUCCCUGAUUUGUACCAGACCCCCGUGCCCUCCCCCACCGUACCCCAGGAGUCCCGGGCCGAUGCAGAUCUGGAGUACAGUGGGGAGACCUCAGUCACGGAGGACCCUGACUCCAUCACUCCACCCACUGAGGAGCCUGAAGAGACCCCCAGCCCGACGCCCACCACAGAGGACUACGAUGACCAGACUACGACGGCAGCACCCCUAUAUCCAGAGGACGUUGAUGAGGAGAAACUGAUUACCACUUCUACUACUCCAAGAUUUGGGAACAUUUCAGAUGCCUGCCUAGAUAAUCCUUGUUCCAACGGGGGAACAUGUGUGGACAGUGGGUCUUCAACCAAGUGCCUUUGCUUGCCCACCUAUGGAGGAGACAUGUGCCAGACAGACCUGGAGGUGUGUGAGCCGGGUUGGGAAAAGUUCAUGGGCUUCUGUUACCAACAUUUCACCAAGCGCCAGGGCUGGGAGGUGGCAGAGCAGCACUGUCGUUUGUGUGGCGGUCACCUGAUCUCGGUCAUGACCCCUGAGGAACAGGACUACAUUAAUGAUAAGUACAGAGAGUACCAGUGGACGGGACUGAAUGACAGGACCAUAGAGGGAGACUUCCGCUGGUCUGACGGGAAUCCUCUGUUGUAUGAGAACUGGUACCGGGGCCAGCCGGACAGUUACUUCCUGUCUGGAGAGGACUGUGUGGUGAUGGUAUGGCAUGACGGGGGGCGCUGGAGCGAUGUGCCCUGUAACUACCACCUCUCCUACACCUGCAAGAAGGGCACCUCUUUCUGUGGCCAUCCCCCCAUCAUUGCCAAUGCCAAGGUGUUUGGUAAGUCGCAUCUGCGCUACGAGACCAACUCCAAAGUGCGCUACUACUGUGAAGAAGGAUUCCUCCAGACACAGAACCCCGUCAUUAAGUGCCUAUCCAACGGCCAAUGGGAGGAGGCUUUGAUCAACUGUCACCCUGCCCUGACCAACUUGGCAGAGCGAGAGCAGAAGGUCACAAUGCCACCCUAUCAGAAUGAGGGGGUGGAGGUGGUGGACACAGCCACGGAGAAAGCCACUUCAGGGUUCUGGGACAUCAAGUGGAACUAAUAAGCUCAUCAAACUCAAUAUGCCCCUUCCCCUUCCCUGGUAUCCUAUGUUCCACUCAAAGACUGUCCAACCUUGUCCCUCCAACAAGGUGGAGCCUUGUAAAAUAAAUGUUCUCCCUGAGAACGAGUCAUCACAUUCCUGUCACCAGCGCUUUCCAGAAUAAACCCAUUUAAAACAUCAACAGACUUGAUGUUACUCGGACCUAGUGCCGAUCGAUCACACUUACAAUAAGAGUACAUCCCAACAUAAGGCCACGAUUAGAGGGAAUGGAUCAAAUUUGCACAGUACAGUUUGUCAUUGGAAUGAGCUUUAACGAAGAUGUCCCAUCCAUCAUUGGGCUUGUUUGUUGUAUAAGGAUGUGUGAUUGUUGACUAGUGAAAUUCUUUGAUAUCCAUCUGUGCUACGACACUGUUGUAUUACUGUAUUUGACUGAGUAACAUAUAUUAUGACAUGUUUAUGAGGGUGUACAGUAAGAUUUUGAUGGAGAGUUUCAGUAAAGUGCAACCUAAAUCUCAACCUCAGCUGGUCUGACAUUAACCGAAGCCACUUUCCCACCCUCUGCCACAAAAACAGAAUUAAGAUGUCCACUUCCGUAUGCUAUUGUAUAAGAAAAUCUCCUUGUCAAUCCAUAUCUUCUCAAUUCCUACAACACAAAGCAUUUUCUCCACAUGUCCUCUUAUCUGGUGUUUUGUUUUAUCAGGUGUCUUACGAACUUUGGACCCAAUAUUAGAAGCCAAUUUCCACUUUUAAAGUACUUGGCUUGAAAAUAGCCAGAAUCCAAAGUUUGUUUUUUUAUACUCUCGUAAAAACGUAAUCACUAAGAUACUAGGAAGAACAUGUGAAAAUGUCCACAAUGGUAUUUCCGUUUUCAUGCACCAAUGAUGUCAUUGUCUUAGUUCCAGUGGAAGUAAUACUGUACGUUGGUAGUGUUUAACUUAACAGUAAUCAAAUAAUGCUAAUUAUAAAUCCCAUUUGUGACUGCACAAUUGCAUAUUGAACUUGUUAUGAAAGAAAACAUUUAAUUGUACAACUAAUUAAAAAGGAGAUGGAUUAAAUGAAAAUAAGAAAAAUAUAGUUUUUGGAGAGUAGAAAAUAAAUAUCUAAUAAAAUGGAA
This is a messenger RNA of Oncorhynchus mykiss (rainbow trout), 6838 nucleotides long. RefSeq lists its product as uncharacterized. Gene Ontology annotation, cellular component: synapse; perineuronal net. Gene Ontology annotation, molecular function: hyaluronic acid binding. The record is from RefSeq and is a predicted model, not a curated record. Lineage: Eukaryota; Metazoa; Chordata; Actinopteri; Salmoniformes; Salmonidae. Gene Ontology annotation, biological process: cell adhesion; central nervous system development; glial cell differentiation.